Messenger RNA from Sinocyclocheilus rhinocerous, 3930 nucleotides. RefSeq names its product immunoglobulin superfamily member 8-like. Gene Ontology annotation, cellular component: membrane. The transcript is spliced from 7 exons. The record is from RefSeq and is a predicted model, not a curated record. Lineage: Eukaryota; Metazoa; Chordata; Actinopteri; Cypriniformes; Cyprinidae. The coding region runs from base 331 to 2175 and encodes 614 amino acids.
CCGUGACGUCACGCACUACUUUUAGUCGACCGCCUGAUUUAUGUACGAAUCGUUCGGACGAUGUGAUCGCGAGGGAAAAAUGAGGCGUAAAUGAGCGAUAACGAACGGAACACCGAACCGUUUGCGCAAUUGCAGUGCUGGUUUAUGACACGCGCUCUUUGGGACAUAAUCCGCGGGAAAAAGCAGAAGCUCGCGCGUGUUUGUUUGGCUAGUCAGUCGUGACUAAAUGAAUGUUUGAUUUCAGCACCAGCCCGAGGACAGCACGCUAGCAUGUGUCUUUACUAUAGUAAAACGGUGUAAACGCCAGUGUGUCGUGGAGAUCAGCGCGGAAUGGCAUCGCGGUGGAUCGCGUUCGUCGCUUUACUGUGGGAGUUGCAGUGCUGCGUGUGCCGUGAGGUCACUCUUCCCGCCGGGCCGCUGUAUCGGGUCGCAGGUUUCUCGCUGUCCCUGCCCUGCGCCGUUUCGGGAUACGAAGGUCCACGGAUGCAGGAUUUUGAGUGGUAUCUGUACCGGGAGGAUGCUGAGGGUCGGCAGAUCGGUGUGGUGUCCACACGGGACGCAGGCUUUCCGUAUGCGCCGUUCCAGGGUCGCGUGCAGGCCGGCGAGGUUCGAGUCGAGAGGGAUUCGGGCGACAAAGCCAGACUGAUCAUCCAGAGGCUCCGUUCAGACGAUCAGGGCCGUUACGAGUGUUACACGCCCAGCACUGACUCCCGCUUCCUAGGGAACUACAGCUCAUCAGUGGUGGUCAAAGUGAUUCCCGACACGCUGCUCAUAACACACUCUCGCAUUCUGAGCGGCCAACCCGUUAUCGAAGGCACGGAGCUUCAGCUGACGUGCGCCGCGUCCGUCCAAUCGGAUCAGCACACUCAUGUGUCCGUCACAUUCGGCGUGCGCAGCAGCAGGGGCCCGGAGUCUCAGGGUCACAACCUCCGAGAGAUCAUUGGCAUCGACCGCGAGCUGCGCGUGACACCGGGCCGCAGCGGCGCCUACGGGAAGAGAUACGGGGAAGGAGAGAUUGCUGUGGAGAAGCGGAAAGGGGACGGAGGCCGGGAUCUGUACGUACUGAAGAUGAGCGCUCUGGCACCCGAGGAUUCUGGGUCGUAUUUCUGCGAGGCUGCGCAGUGGAUCAGAGAUCCGGAUGGCAAAUGGGAACGCAUCGCACAGAGGACGAUGGAGCUCGGGAAUCUCACCGUUCAACCGCUUGUGGACACACUGAGUGUGCGCUCUGUCCCGGACGGUGGUGUCUCUCUGCGGCCCGGCGCUCCGCUCCGCCUCCGCUGUCAGGUGUUGGGUGUAGGUGCGUGGAAGCGCUCGGCGCUGCAGGUGCAGUGGAUGCGGCGCGGGCUGGAGGGCGGUGUGGAGGUGGAGGUGGCGCGUGUGGAUCCUGACGGCGUGGUGGCCUGGGGUGAUGAUCUCAGCAGGGCAGGAGGAGGCAGCAUGGAGAAGGAGGCCGACGGGAGCUUCUCUCUGCGCCUGUUCUCCGUUCGCCCCGCUGACGCCGGACUCUACCGCUGCGCUGUGAGCGUCUACGCCGGGAGGAAAACACCAGCACCGGAGAGUCCCGCCACGAUCACACAGAGAUCAGAGUGGGUCACUGUUAGCCUGAAGACUGAAGAGGUGCGUGUAUCUGCUAGCAUUGAUUUGCCGCGCCGGCCGCUCCUGAAGCAUGGCAGCACCGUCACCCUGCUCUGCAACGUCUUUGUGGAAGCCACCGGUGCUUCACGAGUCGAGGUGCAGUGGCUUCAGAAACCCGAGGAGCCGGCGAGGAAAGACGGCACGCUUUCUGAGGACAGCAAAGGCCGGCUCCUGGCGACUCUGAGCUACGACGGCCUGACGCGCAUCUACAGCAACGGCAGCGACGUGAGCGUGGACCGUGUGUCUGCUGGCUGCUUCAGGCUGAGGAUCUUCUCGGCCGCUGAGGAGGAUCAGGGACACUAUCAGUGUCGAGCCGAGGUUUGGGCGCAGGAUCCGCGCGGCGGAUGGUACAGCACCGGCACUAAAGCCGAGUCAGUGACCGUACACCUGUACCUGUACGCACGAGUCACUGAUCUGCUGCUCUUACCUCUCGUGAUCGGCGUGUCGUCGGCGCUGUUUGUGGGCAUAUUAAUUAUUGCCACUGUGACGUGCUGCUUCAUGAACAGACUGUCUAGACAGCGCUCCCGCAUACGGAAGUAGGAAGUAUGUGAGAGACUUUCAUGGAAGAACAUUCAAUGACUUGAAUGGAGCAAAGAAAACGGGUUUUAAACAGGUAUUUUGGCAGUCUUGACAUAAUGUGCACUCACAAUUGGGAAGGAGAUCAAAACAGUUGCUUAUACACAAACACAUGUAGAUUCACUUCAAGCUGUGACAUUGUGAUUUGCACUGUUUCUAUUCACUCCACUUUGACAAAGUUGAAUAUUAAUGUCAGAAUGAAUGAAAGGACGUCUGGACUAGAGUCUCAGUGCAGGUAUGUUUCGAAAGAACCACUAAUAAUAAAUCCACAGAUGUCCAGCACUGAAAUCACUCACUGCUAUGAAAUGUGCUCAUAAUUCAAUGUAAGAUCAACAGAAUACUUGUUAGUAUAAAACACUUUUACAGCACUUUACGGCAUGCCAUAUUUUUUCAUCUUUUCAAUUUUUGUGAUAGAAUGAAAUGCAUUGAAUAUCCUGAGCAGUUCCAGUGAAAUGGGAGCGAAUCCCUCUCUAGUGCACAUUUGUUUUUCAGUGACGUGUUCAUAAAGUUAGUUCAUUCUUAUGUUCUGUAUUGUAAAUGGUGAAUUUCACAAAGAAAUGUCUGGGUCAGAUUUUACCCCAAAAACUUAAAGUGAAAAAAAUAUCUUUUGCAUCUGUAAAUUUUUUGUUUGUUUGUUUUUUUGUUUUUUUUCUCACUGCAUUUACAGGACCAGAGUGGGACAUGGACCAAAUCUUGUAUGUUUGAAAAUCAUCCCAAUGUUAAAACCAGUUUGGCGAUUUUAUACUGUAGUUUUACUGUUUUGUGCAUCUGGGUCAUUCCACAAAACAGGUGCCUUUGUGUCCCUCAUUAACAUGUAAAUAAUGACUCCAGCAAUGAGUUUGUGUUUCCAGGUUAAAAUAUUGUGCUAUUCUCUACCAAGGACCAGCAUAUGUCUCCUCUUUAAUCAAUAUUUUAUAUUUUGAUAGCUUUCGCAGAAGGAUACAAUCUAACAUGCUCAAACCUGUGUCUCAUUUUAUUAUAUCGUGAAUUCUUUUUGAAAAAUUUAUAUUUUUAGCAAUCUCAUCCACUUAUCCUGUUGUGCCAUAGUUACAUUCCACCAUUUACUAAUUUAGCUUGAGAUAAUGCCAUGCAAUUAACACACUCUGUUUAAUUUGCUGUAAAAAUCAGCUUUUUGAAAUGGAAAGCACCCGUUUCAUAGAAUGACCCAUUUGAUAAAGUAGUGUUUUUUGAAGAAAUGCAUGAUAGAUGUACUGUUAUUACUGAUUUGUUUUCUCCUAUGCAUUCACCAGAAUAUGGGUUAGUAACCAGCAGACAGACGGUAGGUUAGAUAAAUGGACUUGAAUCAUUGCGAUUGUGAUGUGUUAGCGCUGAUCUUUCUGCAGUCGCUCUCUCUGGGAUUGUACUAAUGUGAAAGCCACAUUAACAUGGAAAAAAUGGAUUCUGUGUUUCUCUGCUUAUUUACAGUGUUCAGACGCUGAGAUCUGAUUUAUCCUCUUACGCCACGAGACUGAACGCUGAGAGCAGAAUAUUCUCUGGAUAUUAAUCCUCUUGUUUAUGGUCUGAAACCUCUCAUAAAACUGAAUUUAUGCAGUUGGCCUGUAGCUAUCUUGUUCUCUUUCCUCGUUUGUGAUGUUUCUUCAUUUUAAUUGCAGCGUUUAUACCAGAGGUGCCCAAACUUUUUAAUACAAAGGACCAAAAAUCAGAUUUGAUUAAGGACUGGGUGAAAAUUCCAAAUAUAUUAUAUUAAAUUAUAUUCAA